Homarus americanus (American lobster) is the source of this 3117-nucleotide messenger RNA. RefSeq names its product ATP-binding cassette sub-family E member 1-like (gene pix). Gene Ontology annotation, molecular function: ATP binding; ribosomal small subunit binding; iron ion binding. The record is from RefSeq and is a predicted model, not a curated record. The transcript is spliced from 2 exons. NCBI's taxonomy places the organism in Eukaryota, Metazoa, Arthropoda, Malacostraca, Decapoda, Nephropidae. Gene Ontology annotation, biological process: translational initiation; translational termination; ribosomal subunit export from nucleus. Bases 90 to 1943 code for a protein of 617 amino acids.
UGUCAUACUAUCCUUCCCUCGCCGAUCAGUGACGAAAUCGCGGCCGCACACAGGCAGACUGUGUAUUUAGUGACUGACGUCCUGCCAAGAUGCCUCCACGUAAGAAGCAAGAUGACAGCGAGAAGCAAACUCGCAUUGCCAUCGUCAACACUGAGAAGUGCAAGCCUAAGCGUUGCCGACAAGAGUGUAAGAAGUCAUGCCCGGUGGUGCGGAUGGGUAAGCUCUGCAUUGAAGUUACUCCAAAUGACAAGAUGGCAUCCAUCAGUGAAGAACUGUGUAUUGGUUGUGGUAUUUGUGUGAAGAAGUGUCCAUUUGAAGCCAUCAUGAUCAUCAAUCUGCCCAGUAACCUUGAAAAGGAAACCGUUCACCGUUACAACAAGAACUCAUUUAAGCUUCAUAGGCUGCCUGUGCCCCGUCGUGGUGAAGUUCUAGGGCUGGUGGGCACCAAUGGUAUUGGAAAAUCCACAGCAUUGAAGAUCUUAGCUGGGAAGUUGAAACCAAACCUGGGGCAGUUUUCAGAUCCACCGGAUUGGACCGAUAUCCUCACUUAUUUUAGAGGUAAUGAGUUACAGAACUAUUUUACCCGUAUCCUGGAGGACGACUUGAAGGCUAUCAUCAAGCCUCAGUAUGUUGACCAAAUUCCCAAGGCAGUUAAAGGUUCUGUAAAAGAUCUUCUUAAUAAAAAGAAUGACUUGAGCAACCUUGAUGAUAUGCUGACUGUACUGGACCUUCGAAAUGUUCUUGGUCGUAAUAUUGAAGACCUCUCGGGAGGAGAACUUCAGAGGUUUGCCAUUGCCAUGGUUUGCAUUCAGGAUGCUAAUAUUUAUAUGUAUGAUGAACCAUCAUCCUACCUAGAUGUUAAGCAGCGUCUGAAUGCUUCACGUGCCAUCCGUUCAAUGGUUCAGGCUGAUAAUUACGUGGUGGUGGUGGAGCAUGACCUGGCUGUCCUUGAUUAUUUGUCAGAUUUUAUCUGUUGUCUCUAUGGUCAGCCAGGUGCAUAUGGCGUUGUCACAGUCCCCUUCUCUGUCAGGGAGGGUAUCAAUGUUUUCCUUGAUGGUUUUGUGCCAACAGAAAAUCUCCGAUUCAGAGAAGAAUCUCUAACAUUUAAAGUAUCUGAUCAGUUGAGCGAAGAAGAAAUAAAGAGGAUGUGUCGCUUUAAAUAUCCUCUUAUGGUGAAGAAGAUGGGUGAAUUUCAGUUGACGGUGGAUGCUGGUAACUUCACAGAUUCUGAAAUCAUGGUGCUCUUGGGAGAAAAUGGUACUGGUAAAACCACCUUCAUCAGGAUGCUUGCUGGUCGGUUAGAUCCGGAUGAAGGAAAGUCUGAACUGCCGGUGUUACACAUUUCUUACAAACCCCAGAAAAUUAGUCCCAAGAGUCAAUCUACAGUCCGUCAACUGUUACACGACAAGAUCCGCGAUGCAUACGUACAUCCGCAGUUUGUGACUGAUGUCAUGAAACCAAUGAAGAUCGAAGAGUUAUUCGAUCAAGAGGUUCAGCACUUGUCUGGAGGAGAGUUACAGCGUGUGGCGUUGACUCUGUGUCUUGGUGUCCCUGCUGAAGUAUACCUGAUUGAUGAACCCUCGGCCUACCUGGACUCAGAGCAACGUCUGGCGGCUGCAAAGGUGAUAAAACGAUUCAUCAUGCACGCCAAGAAAACUGCCUUUGUUGUGGAGCAUGACUUCAUUAUGGCUACUUACCUUGCUGAUCGGGUAAUAGUAUUUGAAGGCUCACCUUCAGUAAAAACCAUUGCAAAUGCUCCCCAAACAUUGGUGUCAGGAAUGAACAAGUUCCUGGAAAUGCUGGGUAUCACCUUCCGCCGAGAUCCAAAUAACUUCAGGCCACGCAUCAACAAAGACAGCAGCCAGAAGGAUGCAGAACAGAAAAAUUCUGGCAACUAUUUCUUCCUUGACAUAGAAGGGAAGGGUGAAGGAAAACAGAACUGAGGGUCACUAUAGUGGUGCUUGUGAAUAUUUCUGAAAUGCAGCUCUGGCCCCAGGCCAUAAAUUUUGAGCCAUGCAGUGCUUGUAAGUUAGGAUGUGAUGGAGAAAAUGGAGAUUUUAGGUACAUGACAUCACAGUUUGCCGGUCAUAUGCAUUUUGGGUGGUUGAGGUUGUGGGGUGUUGUUGCUGCUGCUGCAUUCUGCCUCUACUACAUUUUUCAUCCUUAUUGACCUGUUUAACAUUUUAAGACUAAAUGCAAGAUCCUAAGCCGAAAUGUUGGGUAAGUUGUAAUUUUCAUACAGUACUGUACUAAAAUAUAAAGGAUUCCAAAUGUCAGGAACUUUGUGUUAUGUUGAUAAUAGAACUUAUGGGCAUGAAAAACAGAACAUGACUACCAUAAUUUUUUUUUCAAUUUUUAAUACUAAAUUUUUUGGAUAAACAGAAUGAGUCAACUUAUCUUGUAGGCAAAGUGAAGUGAAUGCUGUAUGAGAAUUUCAGCAUUGGGUCUCCAAACAGUAAUGUGCUGUACGUAUAGUAUUUUAAAGAUGUCACUAAAACUAUCUAAGUACUGUAUUCCAUCACAAAAACAAUGACAGAAAUUCACAAUGAACUGCAAGUUUUUAAAAUAAUAAGAAAAUAAAUAGUCACCAUGAUUUUAAAAACUAUUUGGACCUGUUAUAACGACCUCUUGAUAUAAAAUGGGGAUUGAUGAUGUAGUAGCAGGAAGGGCGGUGCAGCUUCUUACCUCCGCCCUCCCUUGCCCACCCCUCUUCGUCUCUUAUCGGUUUAUGGCUUCUUACUGCACAUUUCUGGGUCAUGUGGGAAAAAUCAAGAUCUGGAUGUUGCCAUAAUAUUGGGUCAGUAACAUAGAGAUCGUUUGGUAAAUUAUACCCAGAUUUAUUAUUACUGUAUAGCUGAUGUUACAUAUAAAUAAUUCAAGACAAUGCUUUUUAUCCUCUAUCAGCUUAGUUCUACCAUUAGGCAGUAAUAUUGUGAAUCAUUGGUUAGGCAAAAAUUUUCAAAUUGCUGUGUAAUUCUUGGUCCUUGAUGAGCUAAGGUGCAGGGGGCAAAGAGGGGCUGCAUCAUAUUUCAUAACAUUUUAUCAGUGUAAUAUAAUACAAGUGGUCCAAACAUUGUUAUAUUUCUACGGAGGUCCAUAUUAAAAAGGCAGAAUGAA